Molecule: messenger RNA, 6674 nt
Organism: Lymnaea stagnalis (great pond snail)
Lineage: Eukaryota; Metazoa; Mollusca; Gastropoda; Lymnaeidae
Source: the annotation of a GenBank genome assembly
UUUUCGUCGGUGGUUGUGCGUGCCGAGGCAACAGCUGUGUACAUUAUUUUAAAUUGGAGAACUUUAUUAAUACUAUGUCUGGUCUAAAAUUGGGUAUACUACGACUAGGAAGAGUCGCUGGAAAGGUUUGUUUAUUUUUUAAUUAAAGGUAGUAAUUAAGUUUAAGUAACUAAAAAGACUGGUAAUCCAAUAAAGUCUAUAAAGUCGUAUCCGUAUACCGUAUAUUAUAGAAUUAUAGGCCAGACCUAGCCAACUUUUACUUUCGGGGCUCAAAUGACUAUGGGCCUACUCACCCAGGUCCAGGCCGUUAUUAUAGGGAUCAGCCUAAAUUUAUUUAGCAUAAUCAUAACUCAUCUUUUCACUUACCACUCAGCGUCGGCUAUUACUAUUACUAUUACAAUAAUCGUGUUUUCGGGAGAUAAGUGAAAGUGCUAUUUUACCAGACAUAAGUUUCACACUACACUACUACACAGUGCAGUCACAGUGAAGUUGGAGAGAGAGGCAUUGGUCACUGUUUUCUCUGCGGCAUAGAAAGAUAGACUGGACGCUGUUGUCUUGUUGAAGUAUUCUUAUUUAUAAAAAAGUUAAUUAAAGAAAUAAACUACGACAACUAAAUUAUUUAAUUAUUUUCAUAUUUUAAAUUGUAUUACAAUUUAAUGUAUACUGUUUGGGGGGGGGGGGGGGUGUUGUUUUAAACAGUGGGCCUGCAGCGCUGAAAAUAAGGUUAAGAAUCCCUGCCGUAGAGCAUUUACUAAGAUCGUCCGCCCCCCCUUCCCCCCAAAUCAAACAUUUUUUCUCUUCCACCCCACUUUCCGUUGUAGUACUACUUCUAUAACUCCCAUGCCCACAUUUAGCCAUAAAUUCUCACAACUGUCAUUGUAACUACAUCCCGAUUCUCCUCCCCGCUGGCAUCCUGUAACGUGAUCAGAGGCCAUUUUUCGGACCCCUGAUACCUGUACUGAGUUUCUCCGUGAUCAUAGUUUUAAAGUAAAAUAAUUAUAACUUUUGUUUAAAAGAAUAAUGUUAAAAAUAUCUGUUUUUUAGGGUUUUUAUGUGCAAUUCUUUAUUAUAAUAGUCCGCUUUUCAAAUGACGUCACAUUAAGCUCCCCCUCCCCCAUGUCACACACAUCAUCACAAAAAUCUGACCCCCCUCCCCAUAGACGCAUGACAUCAUUUAUGGAUGGCCCCUUAUGCAAAAAAGCCAUACUCAUAUAAACUCAAAUCAAACGUGGAAUCAACAAACACUUCUUCUUUUUUUAAGUCAACAAAACUUUGUUGACAAAUAAUGCCUUCACUAGUGUCCACACACAGAAUGUAGUUAAUAUGUGGAUGCGAGUGCCAGCAAACUGAAAAGACAGUUUGGCUCCAACUGCACUUCUUAUUUGUAUUUCUUUCAUUACUCUAUUGUUACCUUAGUCUUAGACUUAUGUGAAAACUAUGAUACACUCAAACUGUUUGCUUACUUACAAGUUUUGGUAAAAGUAAAAGUGCAGUUCGUAUUUUAGCAUCAGAGCACCAGACAGUAAUAGUUAACUAAAACUAAAUUGUACGUUGCUAAAUUUUCUUUUUAUUGGAUUUCUAAAGUGUCUUAGAACAGCCCCCAGUGGUACCCAGACCUAUCUAUAUGCCAAAUUUUUUCACCAAUAAGUUGGUAUGCUAAACAAAGAUUUUCAAACGGAAGACAUGUUCACAAAAACGAAACAAGAAAUUAAAUUAUUUUAAAUUCUUUUAAAUUAUUUAUUGAUGUUUAACGUAAACAGUUUAUUAUAUCAGAAAAAUAUCAUGUACCGUAUCACAAACUUAUAGAUGAAAAAAUCUGGCAUAUAAGGUGAAACACACAAAAUGGAGACAUUAUUUACAUGCUAUGAGUAUGUACCAUUUGGGGGUGGGGGGUUCAAAGUUGCUUUAUCAAAUAAAAAUAAAAGUCAGCUUUGUACAAUUUAGGGUUAGUUACAUGUCUGGAGUUAAUUUAAUAAAGAAUACACAUAAGUUUACAUGCAAAAAUAAGAAAUUCGUUAAGAAAUGGUACUGCACUUUUACCCAUAUUUUAUUAUAUUCUUUUCAUUCAUUGAAUUGUUAAGUUGUAUAUAUAUAUAUUUUUAACAAGUCAACAUUUUUAAUGUGCUGAAAUGAAUAUGUACAAUUUCUUUUUAAAAAAACAAAACAUUUCCAUUUAUUUGGAACAAUAAAAUAAUUUUAUCUUAUCACUAAAAGAGUAACUGGUAAAAUUGUACUUCUUCGAAACGGAAAAGCCAAUGCUAAAUUGGUAGAUUACAAUAGUUGCAUAUUGAAAGUUUAUUAAAUAUAGGCCUACUAAGUAUAAUAAAAGCAUAAAUUAACAAAUAUUGAAGAAGGAACUAGUUGAAAGAAAGCUAUUUGAUCAUAGUUGAUGUUUGAUUAAUUUUGUUCCAUAAAAUUUUAUAAUUUUUCAUAAUUUAUAAUAUUUUUUUUUGCCAAACCAUUACUGAGUAAAAGUCUGUGAGGAAGGAAAAUUUUGCUCUGCCCAUAGCGAAUUACGCUUAAUGAAAGUCUUGCUCUAUCCAGCACCUGCUAUUAAAUAUAGGCAUACUAUGUAUAUUAAAAAGAAGGUGCCUUUUUAAAAAAUAAUUACAAAGUGAAAUGACUGCGUUUAAUUAGUCCAUGUCCGGGGAAGUCUCUGUCUUGUUGCCGCACGAUCGGGGGUCAGGGAGACCUGGCGUCUGGGCUGUGUAGAGGUGCAUGGGGGAGGACAUUAAGAGCUCACGCUCGACGGCCCGGUGACGCCAUUUCCCAAUGUGACAUAUUAGAGCAGCAUUAAACUCAAUACUCUUCAUUGACUAAAGGCAGUGCUUCCCCCAGUUGUAAACGUAGCUAAGCCUUUUGGACCUAAAUCUGUGUUUUAUUUUAAUUCACCUUUUUUAUUUCAUUUUGUUUUUUCUUAUCCUAAAAGAUAUUUUAAAAUAAGUCUGUAAUAUUCAAUUAUUAAAAAUAUAUUUAAGUAAUAUCAAGGCGUUGUAAGUUACGGCCAGACAGAAGUGGGAUAAACAUUUAAGUUAAUAUUGGUAAACUUGUAAAUUGUUAUGGUUAGACCGCUAAGAUCUUUAGAUUACUCUAUAAGUGAUUGAUAGACAAACAUCAUUGUGUAAUGUCAAAGGCUUGAGCACAUUGUUUUUAAAUUGUACGUAGCGAAAAUUCUGUGAAACAAAUUUAGAUUUUUCAGAUGAAAUUUCUUGAAGUGUUGGUGUACCAGUAUACUGCACUUUAUCUAUAUUUGAUUCACACUAGUUGACACUUUUAUCCCCAUUUCUUUAAGAAGCUUAUUUUUAUUUUAAAAAGUAAAUAUGUAAAAUAUGUGGUGUAUCAUGGACUUAAAUAUUUUUUUUUAAAAUUCCAAAAUGUUAUGGGCAAUAUGGGCUGUCGGAAAAAUAUUGUAUCUCUCACUUUAAAUAAACUAUUACUUUAUAAAUUCAAGUCACUAAAAUUUUUUAACCCUUAAAUUUCUUGGCGCAUUUACCAACUAAAGUGUGGCAGCCCAAAUUUGGUUUAUCAUUUAUGAGUCGCAUGCUACUGGAGCUAAUCUAGAAAUUUUAUGGCAAAUAUAUAUGUAGGUAUUUAAAUAUAAAGAUAGAUGUAGAACGGUGCACUAAAAGUAUGUUUUCGUUUCAGUCUAAAUAUGCCCUGCUAGAUGAAAGAGACAUCACUGUUGUACAACAGCACGCCAUUGAGGUAUUAUUUAAAAAAAAAAAACAUUUUUGAGAGUAUGGUAUUUUUUGUUGGCAUCAAAAAGGAAUUUUAAUGUGCAAUGCACAAUUUUUAAUGUAAGGCUUAUUAUCAAAAUGUAAUCUAGUAUUAUAGAAUUAUGAAAGUAUUAUUCGAUAUUUAAGAAAUUAUAAUAAUUUUAGAGUUUAGGUUCCGAUUUUUGCCAUUUAUCUACCCCAUUGUAUUUUUGAUUUACCAAAAUUUGAUUGGGGGUAAAGCGGAAUUGUCAGAAACCUUUUAUUUUAUUUAUAACUUCCUGAAGGUGUACAGGUUACAAAAAUAUGCCAAAUAUUUUAUUUUUCCUUGCUUAUGCUUGAGCACUAAAUAUUGAUGAACAAAAUUUGCUACAGCAUUGAGUUUUUUUAAUAUUACAUAAUUGCAAAUGAUUAUUAUUUUUAAAGUUUUUUUUGUUAUUAAAUAACUGAAAUUGUCAUGAAAACAUUGAAUUUUUUUUUCAGCCAAGAGUUGAGGUCGAUAAAAAUGGAAAUGGGGCUCGUAUAUAUGCCAUAGCUCAUGACAUAGGCAAGAGUAGAAACAAUGGGAAAUACUUGCAUGAGCUUCUUUGGUAAGUUCAUGUUUCUGUUCUGUAUCAUCACCUCUUUCACUGCCUAGUGCUAUGCCUAUGAAAUAUACAUCUAAAUGGUACCUUCCAUCUUUGAGAAAUUUUCGUAUUACUAUUAUGUUUAAUAAAUGUUAAUUUUAAUUCUUUAAGGGAGAGGCACAAAGGAGGGAUCGCACCCGGCUGGCGGAUCGUUCACAAGAAUCACGUAACAGUGGACAACCGCUUAGACAACCUUGAACUGGUAAAAGAUGAUGGUAUGGACAUGAUACCUAGACAUCAAGAUGAAGGGUCGGGAGGUCACACAAAAAACAGAGAGAAUAGUUUGUAUUGGAUCACUGUGACCCAGUUACUAGGGGACCCACUGGAAAUGGUAAAGACACUUUUUUUCUUUGCCCUACUGCCGCUCAUCUUUAUACUCAAACAAGUUGAUCUCAGCCCUUGGUCUUUAUACUCACAAAUCUGAGCCCUUUAUCAUUAUAAUUAUACUAAUUAAAUCUCAGCUCUUUGUCUUUAUACUAAGCAAUUUUCCACUCAUGUCAAAUGAUGCAUUUUUACCUUUUUUUUCUCCAGAAUUAUCACCAUUUUAACAAGUGGUAUGACUUCAAUGGGGACAUAGUGGAUCCAGCAGGUAGGGGAAUGUCAUUUGUAAAACUGGAGAUGUUAAUGUCUGCACCUUUCAUACUAAAAGGUUGUCACCCAGGUUCUUCAAAAUGUCAUCAGUCUUUUUUUUUUUUUUUUAUCAAAGAAUAAAGUUUUGUUCCCAACUGUAUGUUUUAUAGUUGCAACAUGUAAAAAGUUGAUAUUUUUUUUUUUUUUUUUAUCAAAGAAUAAAGAUUUGUUCCCAACUGUAUGUUUUAUAGUUGCAACAUGUCAAAAGUUGAUAUAGUUCUAACCUGAUGUUUGAAUAUCACAAAACGUCAUAAGUUGAACUCAUCCCAACUGUAUGUUUUAUAAUCACAACAUGUAAAAAAAAAAAAAAAGGAGAUAUCAACUCUGCCUGAAAUGUAAAGAUCCUCAAAUUGUGUAGUGAUUCAUUUUCAUCUUCAACUACUCCACAGGUGAGAGCUACAUCUAUUAUGAAUGCCACUACCCACCCUGUACCCGUAUGGAGAAGGAGUUGAGGGAAUUUAGUAUAUGCGGUCGGUGUCAAGAAGUUAGGUGAUUAUAUAGAUUAAUCUAUCACAAAUUUGUGAUGGGCGCAACAUUGUCAUUUCCCAUUUAUCAACAUAUUUUAAUCAAGACUUGAUAUUCAUAUAUCAAAGGGCCCAUUGAUACACCAAUCUUGAUAAGCAUGCUUAAGCCCUCAAUCAUGCUGUUUAAAAAAAAUUGGAAAUGCAAACAUUUUUUUUUACAUAUUAAUAUUAAAAAAAUUAUUGUAAGUUGCAAAUCCCUAACAAAUAACCAUAGCUAAUACCGGUAUUGGUACGUGUUAUAGAUCUUUUUUUCCCUACGUCAUAAAUAACAUAAAAAUAUCCAAUCCCAUCUGUACAGAUACUGUGGUACCUCAUGCCAAGAACGAGACUGGCCAUCGCACAAACGAUUUUGCCGCGAGCGCAGAAGACAUGCAAGGGAGAGUACUCCAGAUCGGUGAUAACUUUCCUCCACAGCCAUCAAAGUCAUCCCAUUAUCUUGCCUAACUUACUAGUCUCAAAGUAUUUAUUGUUUGAAGAUUAUAAAACCCUCUAAUUGUUUUCCAAGGUGUGUGUGUAAGAAUGUUAGGGUUCAUCUCACCAGCACAGUGUAAGAGAUGUUUGUGCAGAACUAAUAAGCACAGUGUACACCAUGUUUGGGCAGAACUAAUAAGCACAGUGUACACCAUGUUUGGGCAGAACUAAUAAGCACAGUGUACACCAUGUUUGGGCAGAACUAAUAAGCACAGUGUACGCCAUGUUUGGGCAGAACUAAUAAGCACAGUGUACACCAUGUUUGGGCAGAACUAAUAAGCACAGUGUACACCAUGUUUGGGCAGAACUAAUAAGCACAGUGUACACCAUGUUUGGGCAGAGCUAACCAGCAUUUUGAAGGUUUGUCAUUCUUGAUUGUGGCAUCUGUUAACAAUUCUGUACUAUAUUAUAAUCCAUUUCUAAAGGUACAACAUUUGUAGCACUUUGUCAUCACAUUAUUGCAUGCUAUCUUUCCUCCCAAACAUGGUUUAAUCUUGGUAAAGACUAUUUUCAACACAUGUUCCCAAACCCCUACACAUACCUCAGAUAUUCCAAGUAGGCCCAAACCCUUAUACAGAUCUCAAAUAUUCCAAGUAGUCCCAAACCCUUAUACAGACCUCAGAUAUUCCAAGUAGUCCCAAACCCUUAUACAGACCUCAGAUAUUCCAAGUAGUCCCAAACCCUUAUACAGACCUCAGAUAUUCCAAGUA